Molecule: messenger RNA, 2456 nt
Organism: Oncorhynchus nerka (sockeye salmon)
Lineage: Eukaryota; Metazoa; Chordata; Actinopteri; Salmoniformes; Salmonidae
Product: BOS complex subunit TMEM147-like
Exons: 7
Coding region: 1249-1926 (225 amino acids)
Source: RefSeq, a predicted model, not a curated record
AUUCCCUAAACUUCAGUUUUAAUAGCUGAUGCUUUAGCCAGGCCACAGUUUUAAUACUAUGCUGGAACAAAAUUCUGCAUACCAUGUUGGUACCUAGGACCAGGAGUCAAACAUGAUUGAUAUUGAAUUUGCCAAUCUGGUUGUGCACAUUGCACUGGAUGACUUCUCAGACAGGUUUUCUGCCAGAAUUUAUUGGGUGUCAGGCUAUGGAACUGACAGUUUCUCAGUCAAGUGUCAACUCUCCAUCAAGGACAUAUGCAAAUGCUAUCUGAAGUCCACUAUUGCAAUUUAUUUUAUCCUGCCCUAACGGGAAUCGCAGGAGACAUCUAGUGGCAAAUAUUGUUGCACAAUAAGGUAAACCAAAUGACUGGUGGUACGUUUUCUGCAUUCAACACUGUUCACAUGAAAAACCACAACACUCAUUAUUUUGGAAUGUCAAGAGUACUGCACAUUGUGGAUGCCUGAACGACCAUAAGGAGCUUUAAAGGUCCAAUGUAGUCAUAUCUCAAUAUCAAAUCAUUUCUGGGUAAAAAUUAAGUACCUUAGUGUGAUUGUUUCUUUUUGACCAUUUUAAUUUAAAACAAAAGUGUUUCUUGGCAAGAGCAGACCAAAACUUCAUCCCACCAAAAGAAGUUGACAUUUCAGGCUGUCUUUUCAAACCGCUCUUACACUAAAAGGGCAUUAUCAUAAUUUGACAGUUUUCAGAGUACUAUUCCAAGCUCAUAGUUUGGAAAUAUUUUUCAAACAAUCACGUUUUUGACUGCACCUGGGCCUUUAACUCAAUGACGUUAGACUACUACCUAUAGUGUAGCUGCUGCCGCCAGAUGGCGCUAUUAUUGCUAACGUCGUUUGUUAGUGGCGAAUAGCGCCUACUAGCGGAUGUCCAGGCUAGCUAUAGUGCUGCAAAUAUCUUUAAACUUAUAAAUUGUCAUUAGUUGUAUUUGUCAUGUCAACGACGAUGCAGGAACUAUUUACUCAUUGCAUAAACAACAAAAACCACCGAGUUUUUAAAAAUUUUCAUACUAAACAAUCUUUGCAGAAAUUGCCGGAAGUCCUGCUCUGCAAUUAUUACGGUUAACCAUGGUGACUCCGUUCUGUCGUUCCGUCCAUUUGCUUUAAAAGACCCUCUGAGUACUUGUCCUAAAACGUUAGCAAACGAGCGGAGCGAUAGGAUCGGAGACAUCAAGGGAUAGCGGAAUCAUUUAAAGACUCGUUGGAGAAUUCGCCAGUGUUGGACUCCCUGGCAAUAUGACGCUAUUUCAUUUCGGGAAUUGCUUUGCCUUGGCUUAUUUCCCCUACUUUAUCACCUACAAGUGCAGUGGACUAUCAGAAUACAAUGCAUUCUGGAGAUGUGUUCAAGCAGGAGCUACCUACCUAUUUGUGCAGUUAUGCAAGAUGCUAUUUCUAGCCACUUUCUUCCCCACAUGGGAGGGAGGAGCUGGUGUGUAUGACUUUGUUGGUGAGUUUAUGAAGGCCACGGUGGACCUAGCAGACCUUCUGGGCCUGCAUCUGGUCAUGUCCAGGAACGCAGGGAAGGGAGAGUACAAGAUCAUGGUGGCAGCGAUGGGAUGGUCCACAGCAGAGCUCAUUAUGUCAAGGUGUAUACCUCUAUGGGUGGGUGCCAGAGGCAUUGAGUUUGACUGGAAGUACAUACAGAUGAGCUUCGACUCCAACAUCAGCCUGGUGCACUAUAUCGCCAUGGCAGCAGUGGUGUGGAUGUUCACGCGGUACGACCUCCCGAAGAGCUUCCGUCUGCCUGUGACUGUACUGCUAGGGCUGUGUGUAUACAAGGCCUUCCUCAUGGAGUUGUUUGUCCAUGUGUUCCUGCUGGGGAGCUGGACAGCCCUCCUGGUGAAGGCGGUGCUCACUGGAUCCAUCUCCCUCUGUUCUCUCUUCCUCUUCGUCACACUGGUGCACAGUAACUGAGACUGGCUGCGACCCCAAACAAAGAGGGUCUUUAACACACACACACACAGGGCCUUUCAACCAGACUUUGCCUGUAAAGAUUAAUUUUGUAUCGCUCAGAAAGAGGGCAGGAAUGUGAGCAUUCAUGAUUUGACUUUUUUUAAUGUUAUGAUACUACUUUUUUAUUUAUGAUUUAUUAUUGUGCUGAAUUAGUACGGUAGAUUAAGUAUUUAUAACAAGUGGAUGAAAGUGGAUGCCUCUUAAGCGUUGUAGUACAGUUACUAAACUACUUUGACAUCUAAGCUGAUGGUACAAUACUGUUGUUACUCUGUGUGCUCACCUGCAUUACUGCAGAUAUGAAAGAGAUUAACUUAAUCUCAUUCGACAUGAUGAAAUACAAAUGUUGGUGCACUUGUCACAUGACUGAAGCAGCAUAAUGGCGUACUUAUGUUGUCGUAAGAUUACAUAAAACAUGGUAGCAGUGGGUUAUCCUACUCUAUGGAAACUUAGUGAGGUGUGAGUGAAUGGCCAAUAAAUGACUUAAUAUGCUA